This is a messenger RNA of Lolium perenne, 1771 nucleotides long. Its product is annotated as putative RING-H2 finger protein ATL49. Lineage: Eukaryota; Viridiplantae; Streptophyta; Magnoliopsida; Poales; Poaceae. The record is from RefSeq and is a predicted model, not a curated record.
AUACCUUAACCACCACCUAGUAUCAGUACUAAUCACCAUGGCCUUUCCCCCAUCGCCUCCCCAUGCGUAGCUGAUUAGCUACCAUCUGGGGGGCACACAUCACGGCACAGGCUACGCCUCCCUACCUACCAUAUUGCCAUGGACGCCUCGUCGUCGUCUACCGCCGCGGCUCCGCCGCCUACGCACUCCGUGCUCGACACGAUCCAGACCAAGCUAAGUCCUGGCGUGCUCCUCAUCGUGGCCAUCCUGGCCAUGGUGUUCUUCAUCUUCGGCCUACUCAACCUGCUGGUGCAGAACAUCCUCCGGCUGCGCCGCGCGCGGCAGCGGCGCCUGCGCAUCGCCGCCGGCGACGUCGAUGGAAGCAGCCCCACGGCGCUCCAGGGCCAGCUUCAGCAGCUGUUCCACCUCCACGACGCCGGCGUCGACCAGGCCUUCAUCGACGCGCUCCCCGUCUUUGUCUACCGCGCGAUCCUUGGCGCCGGCAAGCGCAAGGACCUUGACCCGUUCGACUGCGCGGUGUGCCUGUGCGAGUUCGGCAUGGAAGACUCGCUCCGGCUGCUGCCGACGUGCGGCCACGCGUUCCACGUCCCCUGCAUCGACGCCUGGCUCCUCUCGCACUCCACCUGCCCGCUCUGCCGCGGCAGCGUCCUCGCCGACAACCCAUCGCCGGCGUCCAGCCCGAUCGUGCUCGUCCUCGAGUCCGACGACAGCCACCCCGACACAACCACGGACCACGACGCGCCAGGUGGGGUCGACAGCGAGCGGUCCCAGAAGGUAGAGGAGGAGGUCGUCGAGGUGAAGCUCGGCAAGCUCCGGUGCCUGAACGAAGGCAAUGCCGAUUCCGGGGAGCUCGCCGUGGAAGCCACUAGCAGAAACGACCUCGGACGGAGGCGAUGCCUAUCGAUGGGAUCCUACGAGUAUGUCAUGGACGACCACGCAGCGCUCCGCGUCGCCGUCAAGACGCCCAAGAAGCAGAGACCGAAAUCGCGGCGCCGGCACUUGUCGGAGUGUGAUUUCAAGAAAGGGGCGUGGGAAACGGCAGUGAAAGAGGCUGCCGCGCCGGUGGACGCCGGAACACGUCGCGUCGACGACGGCGGCGCCGUAGUAACGGCGCGGCUAAGCAAGGACAGCUUCUCCGCGUCCAAGAUCUGGAUGGUCCCACCAGCCAAGAAGCAAGAUGGCCGGACAUUGGCCAGUUCGAGGCGCUCGGUGUCAUUCCGGUGGCCGGCGAUGGCCGAGAUGAGCAGGCAUGAUGGCGUAAACGGGGAGCCUCGGGACGUGGAGUCACAGUCAGGAAACGUCGGCAGCAAUGCCGUUCCGUCUGUUGCGGAGAGGAGGCCGCCGUCCCCGAGGACGACGCCUCUCUGGGUCGCCGGCGGGUGGCAGCCGAGCGGCAGCGGUGGAAGCAAUUAUUGAGCCGCAUUUGAUUUUGCAUUUGUCCUUCUUCUUCUUCAACUUCAGUUUGCACUACGAAGAGAGAAGAUUGGUUUGUUUUUGUUCGUUUUUUUUUUUGUUCAGAAUGAUCAUAGUUACAGGAAUUUCGUUGUUACAUUACAACUACGAGGAAUUGACACACGCGUAGCAAAGUAGAAAGACAUUCUUCUUGAUUGUGACUUGCAUUGUGAGAUGGAUUUCUCAAAAAGUUUUGAGGAAAAUUCAUAUGUAAGCUAUAGUGAUGAUUUGCAUUAGAAGUAGUACUCUACAAUAGAAUUGAAGGAACUUGGAAGCUACUCAUGAGGAAAAGAAGCAUGGUUUGCAUUGUUUUUGUGAA